Messenger RNA from Paraglomus occultum, 390 nucleotides. The record is from the annotation of a GenBank genome assembly. Lineage: Eukaryota; Fungi; Glomeromycota; Glomeromycetes; Paraglomerales; Paraglomeraceae.
AUGUCGAUUCAGUCUCGACAAGAACUACUGCAUCUCUACCGCCAUUAUCUUCGUACCAUAAAACUAUGGCCCCCUGAUGAUUUGAGGCCAAAUCGAAGUUUAAAAAACGUAUUAUAUGGACAAAUUAGAGAAGAAUUCAGGAAAAACGUGAACGUAGAAGAUCCCGAGAUUAACAGAAAGUUGAUGAAGGAAGCGAAAAUGGAGUAUGUUGCUUUGCAGAAAUUGGUUGGAAACGAGUAUAAGGAGAAGUAUGCACUAUCGGCUAAAAUUUUCAAACCGUCAAAGAAGCCUUCACAUUAUAAAAAUCUUCUUGUGCAAUUAGAGAAAGCAACCAAGAAGAAAAAAGACGAGUUACAUCGUCGUUCUCUAUGGAGAAGACUAUUUGGAUGA